AUGGGUGCCUUCCUGGAGAAACCUAUGACCUCCAAGCACAAUGAGCAUGGGGAAGGUAAUGGGCUUCGGUACGGUGUCGGUUCGAUGCAGGGCUGGCGCUGCGAGAUGGAAGACGCGUACCAUGCCAAAACCGGUCUCGGUGAAAACCUGGAAGAUUGGAACUAUUUCGCGGUGUUCGAUGGUCAUGCGGGUGACAAUGUGGCCAAGCACUGUGCGGAGAAUCUGUUGCAGCGUAUCGUCGCCACGACCGAGUUCGGUAACAAUGACAUAACGAAGGGCAUACAUACCGGCUUCCUGCAGCUGGACGAAUCGAUGCGCAACAUUCCGGACCUCGCAUCGGGCCUGGACAAAUCGGGGACGACCGCCGUCUGUGCGUUCAUCUCGAGCCAGCACCUGUACAUAGCGAACUGUGGCGAUUCGCGCGCCGUACUCUGCCAGAACCGGCAGCCAAUCUUCUCCACCCAGGACCACAAACCGAUCCUGCCGGGUGAAAAGGAACGCAUACUGAAUGCGGGCGGUUCGGUGAUGGUGCAGCGCGUGAAUGGCAGUCUUGCAGUCAGCCGAGCGUUAGGCGAUUACACGUACAAGAACGUAAAGAAUCUCGGCCAGUGCGAACAGCUGGUAUCGCCCGAGCCGGAAAUAUUUUGCCGCGACAGGGAACCGGCCGACGAGUUCCUGAUACUGGCUUGCGACGGUGUGUGGGAUGUAAUGAGCAAUGACGAGCUGUGCCAGUUCGUGCACAACAGACUGGAAAUAUCGGACAGUCUGGUGGACGUUGCGAACCAAGUGAUCGACACCUGUCUGCAGAAGGGUAGCAGGGAUAAUAUGUGCAUCAUCAUUAUCGUUUUCCCCGGUGCACCGACCGUGUCGGAGGAGGCACAGAAGCGCGAAGAAGCACUGGAGCUACAUUUGCGCAACCGUAUCGAGCAAAUACUGGGCACGAUGGACCCGAUCGAUUAUGGCACGCUGCUGAAGGAGCUCGCGAAGGAAGACAUUCCUGAUCUACCGCCUGGCGGCGGCUUACACGCCAAAUGCUCGUUUAUAUCGAACAUUUUUAAGGAGCUCCACCCAAAAUUAGCAGAAUCUUGUGAAAUGGGCAAGUAUUAG
This is a messenger RNA of Anopheles marshallii, 1107 nucleotides long. RefSeq names its product protein phosphatase 1B (gene alph). Gene Ontology annotation, biological process: protein dephosphorylation; negative regulation of stress-activated MAPK cascade. Bases 1 to 1107 code for a protein of 368 amino acids. The transcript has a single exon. Gene Ontology annotation, molecular function: manganese ion binding; protein serine/threonine phosphatase activity; magnesium ion binding. The record is from RefSeq and is a predicted model, not a curated record. Lineage: Eukaryota; Metazoa; Arthropoda; Insecta; Diptera; Culicidae. Gene Ontology annotation, cellular component: nucleus; cytosol.